Glarea lozoyensis ATCC 20868 is the source of this 804-nucleotide messenger RNA. RefSeq lists its product as uncharacterized. The transcript is spliced from 3 exons. The coding region runs from base 1 to 804 and encodes 267 amino acids. Gene Ontology annotation, molecular function: chloride channel activity. NCBI's taxonomy places the organism in Eukaryota, Fungi, Ascomycota, Leotiomycetes, Helotiales, Helotiaceae. The record is from RefSeq and is a predicted model, not a curated record.
AUGCAAUCAUCCUACAACCGCUGGUGGGAUGGCCGAACACAAUGGGAUCACGUCUCUGCCGUUUCGCGCUCCUUUGCACGUACACUCUGGCUUCAUGUCCCUGACAUCCCCUUGGCACCCGAGAGUGGGGAGAUAGUAAUGAGGAAGGAAGAAGUGAUAAGAUGCGUACACACUUUUGCUGUGGCUCUAAAGCAUCAUUUGCGAGGGGAGAGAGAAUGGUACGAAUGCCACGAUUUGAAACUUGGCUACAACCUAGCUGCAACCAACCACCCCCUCACCUUGACCCUCCACCUGUCCACCGCAGUCGAGUCCUACCGUACUCUUAGUCACCCCCAAGUUGACACCCAAGUUCUCACCCAUCUCUUAACUCAUAUUGACACUCUAACAUCUAUCCUCUCCGCUUGCGAACGUCUUCUCCGCACCCCCAUCCCUUUAGGAUACAAUAUCGCCAUCUCGAGAAUCGUGUGGAUUUUUAUCCUCACGUUACCUGGCCAGCUUUGGGCGGAGCUGAAGUGGUGGAGUGUGGCUAUUACGGGGGUUACUGCAUAUGCGCUCUUUGCAUUAGCGGAAGUAGGCUUGGAGAUUGAGAAUCCGUGGGGCGAAGGACCUAAUGAUUUAGAUCUAGAUCGUUACUGCAACCUACUAGCGCUUGACUUGGAUGAAAUUAUGGCAUUUCCAAGGGCGGGUAAAGCGACAGAAAAUAUUGCUAGCUCCAGUUCGACUACUAUUUCGCUAAGAGAUGGGUUGAGUAGGGAGAGAUUCAGGGACUUGGUGGAUGUUGGAGCUGAAGAAGAGGUGGAAUGA